Xylona heveae TC161 is the source of this 1545-nucleotide messenger RNA. RefSeq lists its product as hypothetical. The transcript has 5 exons. The record is from RefSeq and is a predicted model, not a curated record. The annotation marks the transcript as partial. Lineage: Eukaryota; Fungi; Ascomycota; Xylonomycetes; Xylonales; Xylonaceae.
CAUGAUGUGGUCAUUAUAGGAGCAGGCCCAUGCGGUCUGGCUGUCGCGGCCCGCCUUACUGAAGCUACACCCUCUGCCCUCUUCACCGACGCUGAGCAUGAGAGAUUUUGGGGGAAACGGCACAAUUCCUCUCAUCGAAAGACCUUGAACAAGUCCGAGGAUCUCACUAGGCAGUCCCCAUCGACUUCUCGACCUGUGUCCCGUUAUUCGAUAGCUGUCCUCGAAUCUCAUUCGAACCAAUGGAUGUCGAGGUGGAAUAACCGCUUCGAUGCUCUCAGGAUUAGUCACCUCCGCAGCCCGAUGUUCUUUCAUGUCGAUCCUGGCGAUCGAAAUGGCCUGCUGGCAUAUGCCUAUGCAGAAAGACGCGAGCGGGAGCUGAAGGAGGUCCGGAAUGUGGUUGGCAAGGAGCUGAGCAAGCACCAUAGGAAGCAGAGGAGAUCUGCUGGAAAGAAAGCAGCAGCUCCGAAGAUUGUUCCAGUCAAUGAGCGUGACCGAGAAGACUACUUUCGACCUUCGCAGAAGCUCUUUUGCGACCACUGUCAGGACGUCAGCCGGCGGUAUAAGGUCGAUAAUCUUAUUCAACAAACUGAGGUUACCUCAGUGAGCUAUGACCAUGCAGAAGAUGAUUCUGGACGAAGUUUAUUCACGAUCGAGUCGACGACUGGAAAAUUCUAUUCUAGAACAGUGAUCAUGGCCAUUGGUCCCGGCGUGCCCCAGUGCGUUCCAACCAGUUACGAGGGGGAUGUCUUUGCCGCGUGUCACACGUCAUAUAUCAUGGAUGGCGGGGAGCUUCCUGCUCAUCUCAUGAAGAAAAUCAAGAGUAAAGCCGCUACCAACGUUGUGGUUAUUGGUGGCGGUCUUACAAGCGCCCAGGUUACAGAUUUGUUGAUUAAAAAAGGUGUAACAAAGGUGUGGCAUCUGAUGAGGGGUCCAACAAAAGUACGCCACUUUGACCUUGAGUUGCCAUGGGUCGGAAAAUAUAAAAAUAAUCAGUUGUCGACAUUCUGGUGUUGUGAUGACGACGAUGAGCGCCUCAAAAUGAUUCUCGAGUCCCGGAACGGCGGCACUCUCACCCCCGAGCAUCGAAAAAUUCUCGAGACUCACUGUGCACAUGGCCGAGCAAAAUUAUUUAAUUAUACAGAAAUUGCAUCAAAGACCUGGGACCCAGCAACGAAGACAUGGCUUGUCAAAAUCAACGGCGCGUCGGACUCCGCCACUCACCCAACUCGCCAAGGCCAAAUUAAAUCAACUGAGCCCCCCUCCGACGAAGACACCCUUCCCUCAAUCGACUUCAUCAUAUACUCCACCGGUAAUGUUGCAGACAUUGACUCCAUGCCGCUGCUAGAACCGCUGCACCGCUCUCAUCCAAUUGACACAAAAGGCGGCCUGCCGUGUCUUACCAACGACCUCAUGUGGCGCGAUGACGUGCCGCUCUUCCUCACUGGUCGAUUUGCAGGACUUCGUCUUGGCCCCUUUGCCGGAAAUCUCGAAGGUGCCCGACAGGGCGCCGAGCGGAUUGCUUGGAAGGUAGAGGAGCUGCUUUUA